GGUCCAGAUAAAAGCCGGGCCUGGCGGUGGACGGCCCAGCCGCCCGGAGCAGGCCAUGGCCCAGUCCCCUCCCCUGCAGGGCCUCCUCCGCCAGGACCACUGGACCUUCCCGCAGGGCUGGGGCUGGGCCGGCCACUCCGACUCCACGUCCCCAGCCUCCUCCUCAGAUUCGUCCGGCUCGUGCCCCUGCGACGGUGCCCGCGACCCCUCGCGGCCCGAACCUUCGGCCCACAGCGCCCGCGCCGCCGAGGCCGCCCCGACGGCGCCCGGACGUGCGAGGCCCCGGCCGGCAGGCGGGCAGCGGCAGAGCGCCAGCGAGCGCGAGAAGCUGCGCAUGCGCACGCUCGCCCGCGCCCUGCACGAGCUGCGCCGCUUCCUGCCGCCGUCCGUGGCGCCCGCCGGCCAGAGCCUGACCAAGAUCGAGACGCUGCGCCUGGCCAUCCGCUACAUCGGCCACCUGUCGGCCGUGCUGGGCCUCAGCGAGGAGAGCCUGCAGCGCCGGCGUCGGCGACGCGGCGAGGCGGCGCUCCCCCGGGGCUGCCCGCUCUGCCCCGACGGCGGCCCCGCGCAGGCGCAGACGCAGGCGCGCUGCUCCGGCCCGGGCUCGGCGGCCAGCGGCGCGGCGUGCUGGGGGUCCCCGCCCGCCUGCCCCGGAGCCCUGCCGGCGCCCGAGCGCCUGGGGAACAGCGUGCCCGAUGUGGGUUCCUGGGUGACACCCUCUUACUGCCCCGGGAUGCAAUCGCCCCGGCAAGUAUCCCAAGGGAGAGCCCCGGACGCGGCCCUUUGGACACCGCCCCAAGCCUGUUUCGGAACGCAGACACCACCGGAGCCCGGGACCCAGGCCAUGCCCUGGACGCCACCCCUGAUGUCCCCGGAGCUGGCUGUGGUGUACCAGGGUAUCUCUGUGUCUCCAGAGUCCGGUCUGUUGCCAGAAGCCCCACCCCUCCUGCCCCUCCCAGCAUGCCAGAGACUCCAGCCUCAGACCCAGUGGGGAUGCUGGAGCCACAGUGCAGAGGUGCCCCCCAGCUCAGAGGACCAGGGACCUGGCCCCACCUUCCAGCUCAGUGAUGAAAGCCCUCCCCAGAGCUCAGGCCUACGGCUCAGUGACUGCCCUGAACUUUGGCAAGAAGAUUUGGGGGGAACCCAGCUGGGCAUCUUCUACUAAGGGUCUUGCCUGGCCCCUUUUCAGCCAGGAAUUAGGCCUAUAGUGUGAGGCACCCUCCUCAUUUGCUACUUCAGUCAUUUUUAAGCUUGCCUUUAGCCAAGGAUCGGGUGGGGCAGUGCCCCCCACCCUUGGACACCCCCUGAAUGACCGAUGCUCUGCAGAGCACAGCCAGAGCUGCAGUGAGAUGACGGCUGCCUGACCGUGAAGUUGGCCAAGCUAGGACUGGUGGGGGAGAGUCCUGGGCUCGGGGUGGGGGCAGAAGCUUAUUUGCUCAGGU
Manis javanica (Malayan pangolin) is the source of this 1442-nucleotide messenger RNA. It is a transcript of the gene MESP2, whose product is annotated as mesoderm posterior bHLH transcription factor 2. Gene Ontology annotation, biological process: mesoderm formation; somite rostral/caudal axis specification; heart morphogenesis. Gene Ontology annotation, molecular function: DNA-binding transcription factor activity, RNA polymerase II-specific; RNA polymerase II cis-regulatory region sequence-specific DNA binding; protein dimerization activity. Gene Ontology annotation, cellular component: nucleus. NCBI's taxonomy places the organism in Eukaryota, Metazoa, Chordata, Mammalia, Pholidota, Manidae. The record is from RefSeq and is a predicted model, not a curated record.